AGCCUCUCAUUAUAUAAUAGCCAUUUUUCUUUGGUUCCAUUCCCUGCAUUUUCUAGCUCCUUCUUUCAACUAAUCUAUGGCUACAUAUUCUUCCCCUCCUUCAUCACCUCCUCCAUCAUCAUCUUCUUCAAUUCCUUCCCCAAGAUCUAGCAUGUUUUACUAUGCUGGAAGUGAAAAUCACUAUGAGGAGCCUCACUUCCUCCAAGCUUGCUUUCUUUGCAACAAACCACUUGGCCAAAACCAUGACAUCUUCAUGUACAGAGGGAACACACCAUUCUGUAGCAAAGAGUGCAGGCAGGAACAGAUAGAGCAUGAUGAGGCAAAGGAGAAAAGUUGGAAGCUUUCUUCCAAAAGGGGUGUGAGACAAUCAGAGACCAAUCAAAACUCCACACCCAACAAGACUGUGAGAACAGGCACAGUUGCAGUUGCCUAAUCAAAAUGAUCCAUGAUAUGAUGAGCGGUGAAAGAGUCCAAUUUUUGAAGAAAGGAAAAAGGGUGGAAUGGGAAAUUCCCAAUGAAAAGAAGUGCAAUCAACAAUAAUCCAUGAAGAUUCUGAUUAAACCGGGAUGAAUCUUUGAUGCCUUUUGUAAAGAAAAAGUGUAGUUGGGUUUCAAUUGGGAGAAAAAGGCCCAACAAAGAUUUUUGGCUCUUUUUGUUUGUGUUUUUAACUUUUUGGACAUUUUGGUUUGACCCUUUUUUUUCUCCUCUUAUCUCUCUUCCUACUUUGAGAUGCCUUUUCUUUUUCAUGAAAAUUGAGGCAAUGGAAAGAAAAGUGUCAAAGAAACUUUAUUGAAGAUCUAGAGGAGUGAAACCUUGUUACAUUACUCCACCAUCAUGUGUGCAUCCCAUGUAAUAAGAAUAUCCAUAGAAAUAUAAUCAUAGCCACUCAAAUCUCCCAAUUGAGUUGUCCAAAUAAAAGGGUUUGGAUCCUUAAGAAUGUAACUUUAGAUUCGAUGUAGGAAUUAUUGUAGAUGAAAAAUGUUAUAGAUUAGUUAGAAAAAUUAGUCUCACAAAACGUAUUCUUAGAAACCAUAAAUUGAGAAAUUAUUAAAUGAAUAUAAACCUAAAGAUUCAUAUU
Molecule: messenger RNA, 1078 nt
Organism: Abrus precatorius (Indian licorice)
Lineage: Eukaryota; Viridiplantae; Streptophyta; Magnoliopsida; Fabales; Fabaceae
Product: FCS-Like Zinc finger 3-like
Exons: 2
Coding region: 77-433 (118 amino acids)
Source: RefSeq, a predicted model, not a curated record